UUUCAACUCCCAUCAUCCGCGACCAUCGCUUGCUCUGCUGACCUGUAAUUACCCCCCCUUCCCAUGUUGCAGUCCCUUUCACAAUAUGCCACACACUUCUGGCGCGCGAUGAUGCGCGCACGGCAGGUCGAACGCGUGUCCGUGGGCGUAGAGACGGACCCGCCGGUCACCCCGCGCGCGGGCGAGAAGCGGCGGAGAGCAGAGGACCAGUUCCAGAGCGAUACCGCGGGGGAGGAGAGGCCUCCGUCCCCUGCGCGUCCGCGCCUUGACGGGAGCCCGCCAGCCCCUCCUGCGCAUCCCACGCGGAGCAAUGCUGCUCAUUCGAGCGGAUCGCAAGCGACUGUGAACAUGAGCGGACGGCGGCCGUCGACGCGCGCGGCCAAUGCUGCAUCCGCGUCCACUCGUGCGUCGUCCUCCGACGGCGGCCCCGCGCACUACGACCGACCCCAAGGCGGCCAAGCAACCACUGCGGCACGGGCGGCCCACUUCCAGGCACGUCAUGAAGAGACUCCGACGGCUUCAUCGUCUACGUCUGCACCUUUACCCUCGAGAAGCGCUGCCCCGUCUUCUGCGCAUUCUCUCACGACAUCCAGGCAUGCGCGUUUGCUCUCAUCAUCCGCUGGACGGGACACCGGUCAUGGGUCCGACUCCGACUCUGACAACGUGCCGCUCGGACGCCCUCCCAAAAGCAGAAAGCCAACGAAGAAGAGGCGCGCCGCUCGACGCGUAUCUACGUCGGACGAGGACUACGAGUACGAGCCGCCCGCCGCUGCGCAGUCCCCUACAGUCUCGGAGAGGCGUGUUCAACGACCGCGUCGUAAAGCUGCGCCAACGCAGCUGAAGAUAUCAGAGCUCAGUGUCGAUUCUGAGAGCCCGGACGACGGCGACGACGCUCCCAACUGGGGUGCUGGGUCAAGCUCGAAGCGGCGUAGCUCAGGACGCCUUCGAAACAAAGGCUCGUCUACAGGUCGUCGUCAAGCUAAGGGGAAGGCAAAGACGGGAAGCGGCGCGACUCAGCUAUAUGCUGGCGAGCCGAAGCCUGCAAAAUAUAAGAUUGGGGGCGCCGGCAUCCCCGUACCGUCCCUGGAGCUCAAGCCUGGCGAUUUCAUCUACGAAACUCGCGAGGACGGAACGGUACCGGAUACCCACCUUGUUACGCCUGAAUACAUCGGGGACGACUCUGAAUCCGACGUCGACCCGAAGGAGACCACAACGGACUUCAUCAAGGAGGACGGCUGGGGUGAUCCUGACAUCGAGGGCGAUGACGCAGUGCCGGUGACGAUGUCGAAACGCGCGUGGUGCAGGCGCCUCGGCAGCUACGCCCUCCCCGAGCGAGGCGAGGGCGCCGUGAACUUCUGCGAAGUCGUGGGGCCUGCGUAUCCGAGUCAAAGCCCCCAUCGCCGUCCCAGUGGCGUCGUCGUCCGCCGCUUGCAGCUCGUUCCUGUAGAGAUCGCGCCACCUUCUAUCACCCCAACUACGCGAUAUCCCGAGCUCGUCAGACGCGCUGAUCAAACGGACAUAGUCCCAAACGCGCGAAUCGAAGGGAAAGUAUGUCGUGUCCUCAUGCUAGCGGCUUACGGUGCGCUGGUCGUCGAUCAAUUGAGAAAACCCUGCUUUCCUCCCGCGGAUUACAACGACUUGUGGUCCAGGUUUGACGUGGUGAACGGAGGAGUCAAUACUGGUGAUUCUCGCAUAUGCCUCGACGGACGUUGCAAGGCGUCACCGAAGAACACCUGGAACCCGAGCAGGUAUGACCAGGUUCGCUGGUGUGCCCGGUGCACGAGGUUUUUCCAUACGUUGUGCAUGAAGCGGCAGAUCAUCGCAGACAUCGCCGCCCAUGCGGGCAGACUCGACGCGUAUGGGCAGCCGUACCUGCGCUACCUCCUUGAGCAGCACACCUUCCUCGACGACGAGCCGCGGCGCAUGCGCUACGGCUUCACCGACGAUGCCGCGGACCACAACGAUGUGCACGACGGGCGCGGGCUCUUUCCCAUGCCGCAAACGACGUGGCAGGAGGUCGCCGUGCUGCCGAUCCGCCGCCGCACUUUCCCGAUGGAGACCCCGGAGACGAACGAGGUCGUCAUCCAGCACGCCAUUCAGCAGGUCCUCGAUGGCCACGGCGCCGACGCCGUUCCGGACGUCAGUGAAUGGCUGCACGGUAUCUCCCCGCAGGCAGGGCUACGCGGCGCAAAGUUUAUCUUGAACAAGAACCUGCGUCAGCUGCGUCACGGGAAACCGCCACGGCGAUAUUUGUGCCCUGGCUGCCAGGCGCAGAUCAUCUAGUAGAGUUUAUAUAGAUCUUCCAGCUGUUCAGAAUACUGCAUUCCAAUUUUUGUGUAUCUUUCAUCGCGCUCA
Schizophyllum commune H4-8 is the source of this 2355-nucleotide messenger RNA. RefSeq lists its product as uncharacterized. NCBI's taxonomy places the organism in Eukaryota, Fungi, Basidiomycota, Agaricomycetes, Agaricales, Schizophyllaceae. The record is from RefSeq and is a predicted model, not a curated record. Bases 109 to 2283 code for a protein of 724 amino acids. The transcript is spliced from 8 exons.